Molecule: messenger RNA, 1191 nt
Organism: Anopheles marshallii
Lineage: Eukaryota; Metazoa; Arthropoda; Insecta; Diptera; Culicidae
Product: homeobox protein MSX-1-like
Exons: 3
Coding region: 1-1191 (396 amino acids)
Biological process (GO): regulation of transcription by RNA polymerase II
Molecular function (GO): RNA polymerase II transcription regulatory region sequence-specific DNA binding; DNA-binding transcription factor activity, RNA polymerase II-specific
Source: RefSeq, a predicted model, not a curated record
AUGAAUUGCUACGGUGCGACCGUUACGGCGGGACCUUACGGCGAGUCGGGAGGUUCCAGUUGCAUCCUUGAAGGUGCAACGGCUGGACCACAGGAACAAUUCCACAGUAAGCCGCCUCCCGGCAGUGUUUGGUAUGAUGUGCCGCCGGGAUGUCCGUCGAAUAUUGCCGUGCCCAACAAUGAUCUUCCGCUCGGUGCAAACCAAAGCGACCAGAGUGGUAAAGUGAUCGUGCCCAAUUGUGACAAUGUUUCUCCGUCCAUUUCCGAUCCAACCGGUCGCUACUACGUGGCAGGCGGACCCGGUGAGCUUUCCCUCGCGACAGGACACCAUCCGUUUGGCAGUGGUCGAUUAAUGGCGACCGAUCAUCGAUCGCCGCUGAUCUACGAAGGUAGCAACGUGGAGCUUGGGUUCGGUGGGUUAACCAUCGAAGGUGAUGCGACGACAGGACUGAACGGCGCUAUCGCUGCGAAUGUGGACAAAAAAUCGCGACAUGGUGUGAAGGAUCGAUUUUUGAUGAGCAAUCUGCUGCAGUUAAACAGCACAUCCAGCACAUCAGAUGCUGCUGGGGCGAUGGUGCCGACGGAAUCAUCCAUAGCAGUGUCGGCGGAUAAGGAUGAGCUGGAAGACAGUCUGCACAAACCCGACAUGCACAUGCAGUCAAAAUCUUGCUCACUGAAAAAACCACGACGCAAUCGGACCACCUUCACCACCAACCAGCUGACGGCAUUGGAGAAAAUUUUCGAAAAAACACACUAUCCCGACGCGUUCGUGCGAGAGGAACUAGCGAACAAAGUGGGUCUCAGUGAGGCCAGAGUUCAGGUUUGGUUUCAAAACCGACGGGCAAAGUUCCGCCGGAACGAGCGUAGUGCAACAACGGGUAGUGGAAGUAGUGCCAAGGCGGAAGACUUUUUUCAUCCCGGUACCAUUCCUUCGGCAAGCGGGCUUGGGUUUGGUGUAGAAAAGCCAGACACACCGUAUUCGUUGUCGUUUUCUACGUUAAGUUCCAUCUUCUCUCCUGUCGUGUCACAGCUGCAGCACCAUCACCAUCAUACGCAUCAUCCCGCCGGCACAGUCAGGACUGGGCAGUUCUAUGCACCGUACAAACCUGCCCAGCACGAGGAUGCUAGCUUUUGCAGUCAAUCGUAUCAAUUUCCCAGCCUAAAAUACUUAAACAAUUUGCAACAAACUUAA